Molecule: messenger RNA, 2340 nt
Organism: Wyeomyia smithii (pitcher-plant mosquito)
Lineage: Eukaryota; Metazoa; Arthropoda; Insecta; Diptera; Culicidae
Exons: 4
Coding region: 558-1604 (348 amino acids)
Source: RefSeq, a predicted model, not a curated record
UCCAAGGCAAUCAACUGCAGCCGAAGUCAGUGCUGUACCAUCGUUAGCCAAGGGAAGGUGUUUCUUUCUCGUGCUCGUACUUGAUCCUCAUUGGACCAGUAGAUUCUGUUCUACGGUGGAUCAAUUCCACUUGAUUACUGCAACAGCGAUAGCCGCCGAGAGUGUGCAAUGGGAACUCGCUUCAAUUUGAUAAAAGGCCAAAUUAGUUUCGCGAACAUUUCCCAUUAAAGUGCCCGAGUGUCGCGGUUGGUUGACCGCAAAGCAUGCACGCGGUGCAAUUGUUUUUUGUUUCUCGCGCUUAUUCAACUGAAGUCGGAACUGUGUGUCCGCAGCUAGCCAGUUCUUCAGUUUGAUAUUCCCGUCGUCUGCAGUUGAAGAUCAGUGAUCAGUACGGAACAGCCCAGUGAGCAAGAAGUGUGCCCGUCCGGUAGCAUCUGCGUUUGUGUCUGUGUGAUAAGAAUAAAGCGAUCCCAAAUUUUUUUUUGUUCGGUUUUUGGGUUCGACUUCAACAAUUGUGUUGUCAAGUGAUCGUCUGGAUUUAAAUAGCCUGCGGUGAAAUGUCGUCGAUAAUGGAAAAGAACAAGCUUCGGCUGGAAAGCCGGUCCAAGAUGUUCCUCAGAAGCAACUCGUUCCAGAAGUUGUGCUCACUGGCCCAUCCUAUGGGGCUGAAAGGUUUCAAGUCAAACAAGGAAGCCCUCAAGUCGGUCUUCGAAUCGCUUAUCGUCACGACACGUGGCGUCAUCCAGUCGGUCACGUACAAAAUUUUGUGCUUUCUGUUCCUAGCACCGUUCAACCGACUGGUCGGCCGGCCCCUGAGCAUCCUUUCCGGCGAGGAUGGAAAAUUUAGCACCAUAAAGUUAAUUCUAAAGUUGACCUUGUCCGCAAUCGUCUCCUCCGAUAAGGAUGGCGACAAAUGCGAUAAGGAAGCGGCAGCGGUAGUUAGUGAAGUGCUUCCGCGGGCAGUAGAUUCGGCGAUCCAAACAGAAGAAGAGGAUACGAAACCUACGGAAGACAGCGCAGCGGAAGAGCAAUUUUUCGACUGCAAAGAGGAGAACAGUGUUACGCCGCGACCUUCCACCGCCGAGCUGCGGGAUCAACUAUUGAAAAAUUCACGUCCCUCCGGCUCGGCCCCAGCAACAUCGUACGGAUCGGUGCCCCUAGGGCUGCUUGUGUACAGCUGUAUGCUCGGUUGUUUUGCACAAUUAUCAGCACUCGUGUACUUGCUUAACGCGACCGUCAGGAAUCCUCCCGGGCUGAUAUUUCUUGUUUUGGCGCUUGGCUACAUCGGAUACGUUAUGAUGAGGAUAUUCCUGUACGAGCAGUCCUGCUCCCUUGAAGUGAAAACCGCGAAAGCACCACCAACGAGGACGACAUCCUGCAUGGCACUAAUUCCGGUGUCAAGCACGGAAGCUCCAAAACCCAAAGGAAUCCACCCAAUUCUGUCGAUUGUUGGCAAACAUUUGGCUUCGCUGCUACAGCGGGACAGUGAACUGGUGCCAAUCAACGCCGGUUCGCCAAGGAUGAGCCGCCAGUCCACUCCCAGCCGGAAUCGGGUGCUUCUUUGCACCCAUGAUAAGACUAUCAGUAAAAUGAAAAUACUCUAAAGAAAAAACAUUACUCAUUUGUACAAGCAGGACACUUGGGGGAUGUUUGCAAUGCCCGCCAACCGCGUGACUGAACCAAACACAUAAUAAUAAAUAUAAAUGUUAAUAAAAGUGAUUAUACAGCAAUAGAACAUUGGCAAUCGAGCAUGUUUGGAGUAUGGGCUGCAUGUUUUGCGGUUGCUGCCACAUGAAAAUAACAGCCAAAAGAGAUGACCUGCUUGGUACUGACGUUGCCACCACACGCUAUACUCUAGUGGCGAGCGGAAAAAUAUCAUGCAGAAAAAAAAUACAUAACAUUAUAAAUCGAUUCACCCCGUCCACCGCCGCCGCCAUAUUCGUUGAUUGGUGCUCAAUAAAAAUAUAAACUUUUAACAAUUGACCACACCCAAGCCGGGGGUACGCGGUAAUAGCUUUUAAAACAUGUGAACCGAUUAGAACUCUGCGUAUUUUCUACUCCCUUACCACCGCUUGAAAUCGUGUCAACCUCAAAACAUCAGCUUCGAUUGACACCAGCAGCAGUCUACCAACUAGGGAAAGGCCAUCCAGUGCGGCGAAAACAAAAUUUAUGUAACAUGUGGCAAUGAGUGUACGAUCAAUGAUACCAAAUAUGAAAAAAAUAUCAAUAAAACGAAAAUAAUUGUAUGUGUAAUGUGACUGAAUUGAGCUACGUUUAAUUGUCGAGCAUUGUAAUUAAAUAAUAAUAAUGAUAAUAAAAACAUCAAUAAUGGAUACAAAA